Molecule: messenger RNA, 1497 nt
Organism: Salpingoeca rosetta
Lineage: Eukaryota; Choanoflagellata; Craspedida; Salpingoecidae
Exons: 9
Coding region: 39-1427 (462 amino acids)
Molecular function (GO): RNA binding
Source: RefSeq, a predicted model, not a curated record
CUGCCACUGCGCACGUCUCAACAACAGCAGCGGCGACGAUGGCAUCACAACCAGGAGCUGCACCAGAUGCAGCCCAACAGCAGCCACCACCACCUUCAACACAAGCACCACCACCACCAGCAGCAGUAGCAUCAUCUUCAUCACAACACCCGCCAGUGCCGCCCAUGUCACAGCGGCCGCCGUUCCCGCCCCCGCCAGGUGCAGGUUUCCCUGGGUUUCCUCCACAGCCGCCGCCGUUUGGCGCGCCGCCACCGUUUCCACCACAGGGUGCGCCGUACGGCAUGCCGCCACAGCCGCCCGGGAUGCCGCCUGCUCCCGCGACAGAUGCAGCCCAGCAACAGCAGGAGCAAGCAGCACAGGCAGACGGUGUGAAGCAGGAAGAGACCGGGGAAACUGGCAGCGCACAAGCGGGAGAGAACGGCACAGCGGGGACAGCACAGCCAACGGCAAAUGGAGAACAGCAGGCAGCAACAAAGCAAGAGGAACAGGACACAACACAGGCAGCUGCGCAAGGAGCAGAGGCAGGGGAAAAUGACACGGACCUGUUGCCGGAGAACAACACCAUCUACAUUAACAACUUGAACGAGAAGGUCAAGGAAGAUGAGCUGAAGAAGGCGCUCACCGCCGUCUUCAAGCAGUUUGGCAAGAUCCUGCAAAUUGUGGCGAUGAAGUCGUACUAUCGUCGCGGACAGGCGUUUGUGGUGUUUGAUUCUGUCGACAGCGCCAAGGCCGCCAUCUCCGCCAUGCAGGGCUUUCCCUUUGUUGGAAAACCAAUGCGCAUCAACUUUGCCAAGACCAAGUCGGAUGUGAUUGCAAAACGGGACGGCACCUUCAAGCCGCGCGAGAAGAAGCCCCUCCCGCCAAAGCCUGAGCAGAAGAAAGUGGAGUCGGACGAGGAGGAGUCUGAGGAUGAGGAGGAGCACGGUGCACAGCCCCACAAGCGGGCGAAAAUGGAUGAGCAGCCUGCAGCAGCGCCCCAGCAACCGCCGGCGCAGCAGCAGCAGCAGCCACCAGCAGGCCCGCCAGGGUACCCGCCACAGCCGUAUGCAGCACAGCCGCCAGCAUAUGGGCAGCAGCAGCAACAGCCGCCGCCACCGGGAGCGCCGCCAUCGUAUCCGCCAUAUGGGCAGUACGGACGCCCGCCCGCGCCCCCGCCACCGGGCAUGCCGCCGGCUGCGCCGCAAGUGGAGGAGCCCAACGCCAUUCUCUUUGUGCAGAACAUCCCUGCAGGCACCACCGCAGAACGCAUCACAAACCUGUUCAAGCAGUUUGCAGGGUUCAAGGAGGUGCGAACAGUCCCGUCCAGGCCCGACAUUGCCUUUGUCGAGUACGACAACCCCAUGCAGAGCGGAUAUGCCAAGGUGCAGCUGCACCAGCACGAGAUUGCGCCUGGGUCCAAGAUCACAGUGGCUUUUGCCAAGAAAUAGUGUUGUCUGUGUGUGUGUGUGUGUGUGUGUGUGUGUGUGUGUGUGUGUGUGUGUGUGCGUCCGUGUGUGU